AUGACCGGCCUCGCACAACCUCAUCACGAGUCUUCCGGUGCUUCACGACAACCAAACCCGACAAGCCAAUUCCAGAGAAAAGCCGUCAAGAUGGUCAAGAAGAGGGCGAACAACGGUCGUAACAAGAACGGCCGCGGCCACACUAAGCCCGUGCGCUGCUCCAACUGCGCUCGCUGCGUCCCCAAGGACAAGGCCAUCAAGAGAUUCACUAUCCGCAACAUGGUUGAGUCCGCUGCCAUCCGUGAUAUCUCUGACGCCUCCGUCUUCACCGACUAUGCCGUCCCCAAGAUGUACCUCAAGCUGCAGUACUGUGUCUCCUGCGCUAUCCACGGCAAGAUUGUUCGUGUCCGUUCCCGGGAAGGUCGUCGCAACCGUGCCCCCCCUCCUCGCAUCAGGUACAACAAGGACGGCAAGAAGCUGAGCCCCCCUCAGGCCGCUAAGGCUGUGUAA
This is a messenger RNA of Aspergillus bombycis, 450 nucleotides long. Its product is annotated as 40S ribosomal eS26 domain-containing protein. NCBI's taxonomy places the organism in Eukaryota, Fungi, Ascomycota, Eurotiomycetes, Eurotiales, Aspergillaceae. The transcript is spliced from 5 exons. Gene Ontology annotation, cellular component: cytosolic small ribosomal subunit; ribosome. Bases 1 to 450 code for a protein of 149 amino acids. Gene Ontology annotation, biological process: translation. Gene Ontology annotation, molecular function: structural constituent of ribosome; mRNA binding. The record is from RefSeq and is a predicted model, not a curated record.